UUUCAGGUUUCAGUCACAGCCCGAGAUGAUGUCCCCUUCUUUGGACCCCCUCUGCCAAAUCCAGCCAUAUUUAGAAAGAGUGUAGAGUUUCGUGAAUUCCUCUUGGUCAAGCUUAUCAAUGCUGAGUACAGCUGCUAUCGAGCUGAGAAAUUUGCUAAAUUAGAGGAAAGAACCCGGAGUGCCCUCUUGGAGAGCCUUUUUGAAGAGCUGCAGCUUCGCAGCCGCAAUAUGAUGGGAUUACCCAUAGCAGAGGAUGACAAGAUAGAGAAUGGCAGCGGGGGCUUCCUUGAGAAUUUCAAGCGGGUGAUCAGAGGCCGCAGCCAGAGCCUGGAUACCAUGGGGAUAUCCAUGAGAAAGCAGCAGCCAGCCACCCUGCCCAGCCGCCCAACUACAGCUGGCCUUGCCCUCAGCCAGACUGUCGCCGAGGGCCCUAAGGCCAUUGCUGCGUCUUUUGCCUUGCCUGGUAGGAGCCCAUCACGUACUCGAGCCAGCUGCUUCCAUGGGCGACGGAGUAGUGCCAUUGGCAUUGAGAACAUACAGGAGGAAAAGAGCAGAGACACUGCAGAGAGGAUACAGAAGGUGCUGGACAGUCCAGGAACUUUCUUUGACCUGAAGUCUGAUGGAUCAUCCAGUCCCAGCUCCCCAGAGUUUCCCAGCAGGAAGAGCAAAAUGCUCAGGAGUCAGACUUCAGGAUACUGUGUGAUGCAGCCAUUCCCAUGUUCCUCAUCCAGUGUAAGCAGUUGUUGUAACGGUUUGAGGGAAAAUGAAACAUCUGAGGAAGAGGAGAAUGACAGGGAGCUGAUGUGCUCUCUUGAGGGCCCUGCAAAACAGGAUUCAAUGGUUCAGAGUAUGUGGCUGGAUGACAGUGACUGCACACCCAGUACUUCCAGCUCACCAGGAAGCAGGUUGCUUCCUUCCAGCAGUGUUGCUGGCUCCACUGGAAAAGGAAAAGGCAGCAAAGCAGAUGCUCAGCACCAUAAUUCAGCCUCCAUUUUGUGCUGUGUGUGA
This is a messenger RNA of Leptosomus discolor (cuckoo roller), 1008 nucleotides long. NCBI's taxonomy places the organism in Eukaryota, Metazoa, Chordata, Aves, Leptosomiformes, Leptosomidae. The record is from RefSeq and is a predicted model, not a curated record.